AUGGCCAUGGAUGAGUAUUUGUGGAUGGUCAUUUUAGGUUUUAUCAUAGCUUUUAUAUUGGCAUUUUCUGUUGGUGCAAAUGAUGUUGCCAAUUCAUUCGGUACUGCUGUGGGCUCCGGCGUCGUGACCUUGAAGCAGGCGUGCAUUUUGGCUUCAAUAUUUGAAACCACGGGCUCGGUGUUAUUGGGAGCCAAAGUAGGAGAGACCAUUCGAAAAGGUAUCAUUGAUGUGAACCUCUACAACGAGACAGUAGAAACACUAAUGGCUGGGGAAGUUAGUGCAAUGGUCGGUUCAGCUGUUUGGCAACUGAUUGCAUCCUUCCUGAGACUUCCCAUCUCAGGAACUCAUUGCAUUGUUGGUGCAACUAUAGGAUUCUCACUUGUUGCGAUUGGCACCAAAGGUGUACAGUGGAUGGAGCUGGUCAAGAUUGUGGCUUCUUGGUUUAUAUCUCCACUAUUGUCUGGUUUCAUGUCUGGCGUGCUGUUUGUACUGAUCAGAAUUUUCAUCUUAAAAAAGGAGGACCCUGUUCCCAAUGGCCUCCGGGCCCUGCCGGUGUUCUAUGCUGCUACAAUAGCAAUAAAUGUGUUUUCCAUCAUGUACACGGGAGCACCAGUGCUCGGCCUGGUCCUCCCCAUCUGGGCAAUAGCGCUCAUCUCCUUUGGCGUAGCGCUGCUGUUCGCCAUUUUCGUGUGGCUCUUUGUGUGUCCGUGGAUGCGGAGGAAAAUAGCAGGCAAAUUACAAAAAGAAGGUGCUUUAUCGCGAGUCUCUGAUGAAAGCCUCAGUAAAAUUCCGGAAGCAGAGUCCCCCGUAUUUAAAGAGCUCCCCGGGGCCAAGGCCAGUGAUGACAGCACCGUCCCUCUCACGGGGUCGGCUGGGGAGACGUCUGUGGCCCCGGAAGUCACAUCCGCCAUCAACCACCCCCGGGUGGCUUAUGGCAGGGCGCUCUCCAUGACGCACGGCUCCACCAAGUUGCCCAUCUCCAACGGCACCUUCGGCUUCGACGGCCACACGAGGAGCGACGGCCACGUGUACCACACGGUCCACAAGGACUCGGGGCUCUACAAAGACCUGCUGCACAGGAUCCACACGGACAGGGGCUCCGAGGAGAAGCCCGCCCCGGAGAACAACUACCGGUUCCUGCGGCGGAACAACAGCUACACGUGCUACACGGCGGCCAUCUGCGGGAUGCCGGUCCACUCGACCUUCAAAGCUAUCGACCCGUCGCCCGCCCCCGAGGACAGCGAGAAGCUGGUGGGCGACACCGUGUCCUAUUCUAAAAAGAGACUUCGCUACGACAGCUACUCCAGCUACUGCAACGCGGUGGCCGAGGCGGAGAUCGAGGCCGAGGAGGGAGGUGUGGAAAUGAAGCUGGCGUCUGAGCUGGCAGAUCCCGCGCGGCCUCGGGAGGACCCCGCGGAAGAAGAGAAAGAUGAGAAAGACACAUCCGAGGUCCACCUCCUGUUCCACUUUCUGCAGGUCCUCACUGCCUGCUUUGGAUCCUUUGCGCAUGGUGGCAAUGAUGUGAGCAAUGCCAUUGGCCCUCUGGUUGCUUUGUGGCUGAUUUAUGAACAAGGUGGAGUCCUACAGGAAGCACCUACUCCCAUCUGGCUGCUGUUUUACGGAGGCGUUGGGAUUUGUACGGGGCUCUGGGUUUGGGGAAGAAGAGUGAUCCAGACCAUGGGCAAAGACCUCACUCCCAUCACGCCAUCCAGUGGCUUCACCAUUGAACUGGCCUCCGCGUUCACGGUGGUGAUCGCCUCCAACGUGGGGCUUCCUGUCAGCACCACUCACUGCAAGGUGGGCUCCGUGGUGGCUGUGGGCUGGAUCCGCUCCCGGAAGGCCGUGGACUGGCACCUCUUCCGGAACAUCUUUGUGGCCUGGUUCGUGACUGUGCCCGUGGCCGGGCUGUUCAGUGCUGCUGUCAUGGCUCUCCUUGUAUACGGGAUCCUUCCAUAUGUGUGA
Molecule: messenger RNA, 1962 nt
Organism: Pipistrellus nathusii (Nathusius's pipistrelle)
Lineage: Eukaryota; Metazoa; Chordata; Mammalia; Chiroptera; Vespertilionidae
Source: the annotation of a GenBank genome assembly